UGCCCGGAUGCAGCGGGAGGAGGCGCUGCCGCCAUAUUUGCCCGGAGAGCAGCGAGCUGGUAGCUGCGGAGCCCCCCGGACCCAUCGGCUGCCAUCCGCCCCGCGCAGUCCCCGCCGCCGCCCCGCCCGUAGGACAUGGACGAUCGGGAGGACCUCGUCUAUCAGGCCAAGUUGGCUGAGCAGGCUGAGCGCUACGAUGAAAUGGUUGAAUCAAUGAAGAAAGUGGCUGGAAUGGAUGUGGAGUUGACAGUGGAAGAAAGAAACCUUCUUUCUGUUGCAUAUAAAAACGUGAUUGGAGCCAGGAGAGCUUCCUGGAGAAUAAUCAGCAGCAUUGAACAGAAAGAAGAAAACAAAGGUGGAGAAGACAAAUUAAAAAUGAUUCGGGAAUAUCGGCAAAUGGUUGAGACUGAACUGAAGUUAAUCUGUUGUGACAUUCUGGAUGUACUGGACAAACACCUCAUUCCAGCAGCUAACACUGGCGAGUCCAAGGUUUUCUAUUACAAAAUGAAGGGGGACUACCAUAGGUAUCUGGCUGAGUUUGCCACAGGAAAUGACAGGAAGGAGGCUGCAGAGAACAGCUUGGUGGCUUACAAAGCUGCUAGUGAUAUUGCAAUGACAGAACUCCCACCAACACAUCCCAUCCGCUUAGGACUUGCGCUCAACUUCUCUGUAUUCUACUAUGAAAUUCUUAAUUCUCCUGAUCGUGCCUGCAGGUUGGCAAAAGCAGCUUUCGAUGAUGCUAUUGCAGAACUGGAUACACUGAGUGAAGAAAGCUAUAAGGACUCUACACUUAUCAUGCAGUUGUUACGUGAUAACCUGACACUAUGGACUUCAGACAUGCAGGGUGAUGGUGAAGAACAGAAUAAAGAAGCAUUGCAGGAUGUGGAAGAUGAAAACCAGUGAGACACAAAGGCCAACAAGAGAACCCAUCUCUGACCACCCUUCCCCUUCCCCACAAAAACCCUCAGUGUCACUCUGAGAACCACCAAAUCUGACUUUUACAUUGGGUCUCAGAAUUUAGGUUCCUGCCCUGUUGGGUUUCUUUAUUUUUAUUUUUUUUACACAGUUUAAAAGUUCUUAAAGGCAAGAGUGAAUUUCUGUGGAUUUUACUGGUGCCAGCUUUUAGGUUCUUUAAGACACUAACAGGACUGCAUAAAGGCUCUUUCAGCAUUACUGUAUUGUCUCUGCCAGCUGUGGUGACAUUGCCAUCAGACCUGGAUGUGACACCUGAAGGCCGUGUAGGGAGAGAUUGGUCCUGGCCAGGUAGUGCUUAUGUGGUGGCAUCUUUCUUUUUUUUAUAACUGUUUAAACUGAAUUUUAUACCAAUGUUUCAACUUAAUUGGGUGUUUAGCUUGAAGUUACGAGGUUGCAUUUGGGACAUUUAUUGUAGUGGUUUUACUGUAUAAAAACAAAAAGUUUCCAAACUGCUGAAAUGUUGCUGAAAAUCAUGGUGCUGGUAACAGUUCAACAAUCCGUGGCUGCUCAUUCUUGCCUGUUCUUUACUUUCCCUCCAAGCAGGUUAGCAUUGAAGGUGGCAUUGAUAAGCCUGCAUGCGUGUUCAAUAUUUUUUCUUUUCUCCCUCCCCUCUCCCCAUCUCCCUUCGCUCGCUCAACCUCUUUUGUUCAGUAUGUGUAACUUGAAGCUAAUUUGUACUACUGGAUAUCUGACUGGAGCCACAGAUACAGAAUCUGUAUUGUUCUUACUGAAACACAGCAUGGAAUUAACAUUAAACUUAAAUAAAACAAACCUAAAUUAAAAAUGCCAA
Poecile atricapillus (Black-capped chickadee) is the source of this 1765-nucleotide messenger RNA. It is a transcript of the gene YWHAE, whose product is annotated as tyrosine 3-monooxygenase/tryptophan 5-monooxygenase activation protein epsilon. Gene Ontology annotation, cellular component: cytoplasm. Bases 136 to 903 code for a protein of 255 amino acids. The record is from RefSeq and is a predicted model, not a curated record. The transcript is spliced from 6 exons. Lineage: Eukaryota; Metazoa; Chordata; Aves; Passeriformes; Paridae. Gene Ontology annotation, biological process: signal transduction.